Messenger RNA from Helicoverpa armigera (cotton bollworm), 2445 nucleotides. It is a transcript of the gene ida, whose product is annotated as anaphase-promoting complex subunit 5. The record is from RefSeq and is a predicted model, not a curated record. The transcript has 13 exons. Lineage: Eukaryota; Metazoa; Arthropoda; Insecta; Lepidoptera; Noctuidae. The coding region runs from base 91 to 2427 and encodes 778 amino acids. Gene Ontology annotation, biological process: positive regulation of mitotic metaphase/anaphase transition; anaphase-promoting complex-dependent catabolic process; protein K11-linked ubiquitination. Gene Ontology annotation, cellular component: anaphase-promoting complex.
GAUUUGUAUUUUGUUGACAUUUCGUUCGUUUCAAGAAUUAACGAAGGAAAACUUGAAUAGAAUCCUAGUUUCGUAAUAAACUAAAUAAAAAUGGAAAUUGGUGGCGAAAAUGUAGACUUCAUGAAACUGAUUAACGUUAAGGGUAAUAUUGAGAAUAUUACUCCUCACAAAAUAGCAGUAGUAGCUUUUAUACGAGAAUAUGGACUGUUGAAAAUUGAAGCAAACAGGAUGAUUGAUUGCACUGUGGCAUCUAAAUAUAGAAAGGAUUUCUGUAUGCUUGCUCUUAAAUUAAUACAGUGCCCAGAUAUGGAGUUUAAAGAAUUGGAAGCAUUGCUGACUGAUGGACGGUACAAUCUGUUGAGUGUUCAUUUACAGAACUUCUGUGUCCGUCUGCAGAACAUAUAUGUUAAUGGUGUUAGUGCUCUGACGGACUGUGUUACUUCUACAAUAGACAAGCUGAUGAUUGAGUCCAAUCCUUGCAUUAUGGCGAGAUAUAGUGUAUUAGGGCUGUAUUUACGAAGAAUAUUGCUCCACUUAGAUAAGUUAACCUUUGUUCAAGUUGUGUCAUUGUACAAGUCAUUUUGUCUGUAUUACCAGAGAGGCAGGCCUGGAUUAAUGAUGAGGUCUUUAAGCAAAGAGAAAUUAAACAAUAUGGAGCAGCAGACAACAACUACAUCUCCAGUGAUGCCUGAAGAAUCUAAACCAUUGGAAUUAUCUAUGAGAAUGAAUAUAAUAGAUAGAGAUAACAGUUUUGAAGAAUGCCAGUGGUCGAGGAAACAAGCUGAAUUAUUCACUGCGCAGCAAGCUAAUUUAUUACAAAUCAAUGAGAAGAAAGCUAUGCCACCUCGACAGUUACAGAAAACCAUUAUACAAAUAAUCAAUGAUAUACCUGAAUACCCAGAUAUUCAUUUCCUCAGUUUUCUAAAUUGCAUCCGGUCUAAAGAGUUCAGUGGUGCCCAGGACUCUUUGUAUAAUUACUUUGACAGAACAAUAUUUAACUCAACUGGGAACAACAAUACUGGCAAUGAUAGAAACAAGAAUUUUCGUUAUGCAGCUCUAAACAGAGCGGCAAUGCAUACACAUUUUGGUCAUAGAUCAGUUGCAAUGGAGGCUGUACGCGAAGCAUUGGCGCGGGCGCAGGAGGCCGCGGACUACGCGUGCCUGGUGGGCGCGGCCACGUGGGGUGCGCUGGCGGGAGGGCGCGCCCGUCGAGCGGCCCUGCUUACGCGGGCCCCGCGCGACCCGCCACCCGGGGCCCCUGCUGCACCUCUCGCCGCGCCGCCCGCUGCUGCGCCCUCCCACCCGCGACAUACCGCCGCCGCUGCGCAGCUGCUCGCGCAGCACGCUGCCGUCAAUGGCGCCAAACCUGCCUAUAUCUUUCAGGUCAUUAUGCGGGGAGACUCAAUAAAUUAUCUGCACUCGAUGACUGACCUCACGAUGGCCGGGUUAGCAAACACUGCUGCGCUAUGGGCGCUCUACGGCAAGACCGAGAUGGCAUCAGUGGCCUGUCAACUUCUACUUGGUCUUAACACUAAAUGCAAGGUUGGCAGCGGCAGCGUGUGGCACGCGCCUCCGUCGCUGAGCACGGGCGGCGCGGGCGCGGCGGCGGUGGCGGCGUGGCGCGGCGCGGCGGCGCUGCAGCACGCGCUGGCGUCGCACCUGCCCGCGCCGCUCGCGCCGCGCCACCACGCCGACCGCGCGCUCUAUGCAGGAAAGUGGGAGGAAGCGGAACAGAGCAUCAGGCAACUGGCGUCUUCAGACAGAUGGGAGAGUCAACUACUAAAAGCCGAAAUGUAUUACCUAAAGGGAGACGCGACCGAGGCGCUCGAGUCACUGUACGAUAUACUGGAUUACUGCAAGACUGAAGACGACAGCCUACACUUCGUAUCCCUCAGAGUUAAAGCCAUGAUACUUAUGUCUCAAGUCCAACACUCGUUCAGUAACAUACAAUCAACUAAUAUAAUGUUACUGAACGAAGCUUUGUGGUUGGCAAAGGGUUACCAUUUACAUUAUUUAGCUGCUACCGCUGAAAUGCAUUUGGCUAAUGUACAAAUAAGUAUGGGGUGUGCGAAGAACGCGUUGUCACUAGUCAGGAAAGCUUUGCCUACUAUUAUGGCGGAUGGCAGUGCAUACGACAUGGCUAGAGCCAUGUUGUUGUACACGAAGUGCCGGAUCGCGACCGCGGCUCCGUCGGGUGAAGCGAGGCUGCAAGUGCUUCAGUCGUGUUGUGAAGCGCUAGAAUUCGUCAAAAAGAACUUCGCCAAAGUUGGCGCUCAUGUUCGGCUAUUGCAAACAUGGUAUUUACAGGCUCAAUUAUACCACGACAUUGGUAACCACGCGGCAAGGAAUCAGUGCGCUUGGAUGUACCGGCAAUUAGAAUUACAGAAUUCUGUAGAACCAUCUAAUAUGUUACUGGUUAUGUAUUAAACUAUUUAUUUACAAAAA